Molecule: messenger RNA, 540 nt
Organism: Arachis stenosperma
Lineage: Eukaryota; Viridiplantae; Streptophyta; Magnoliopsida; Fabales; Fabaceae
Exons: 1
Coding region: 1-540 (179 amino acids)
Source: RefSeq, a predicted model, not a curated record
AUGGCUAUCCCAAGGGGAGAGUGCAAGGCUAUAACACUAAGAAGUGGAAAGGUUGUGGAAGAAACAACCCCAAGUCAAAACCACCAAGAAGAAGAAAUUGCAAAGGAACCUGAAAUCAAGAAGGAAGAAAAGACCUCUGCACCAUCCUCACCAAAGCAAGUUUUGAAGCCUUAUGUGCCACAAGUACCCUAUCCACAAAGGCUGAGGAAGGAUGGGAAAGACAGCCAGUUCUCUAGAUUCCUAGAAAUCUUCAAGAAGCUCCAAAUCAACAUACCUUUUACUGAGGCUCUAGAACAAAUGCCAUUCUAUGCCAAAUUUUUAAAGGAGCUCAUGACAAGGAAGAGGAAUUGGGGGGAGAAAGAGACUGUAGUGCUCACUGAGGAAUAUAGUGCCAUAAUACAAAAGAAGCUUUCCCAAAAGUUGAAAGAUCCUGGGAGCUUCCAAAUCCCCUGUAUCAUUGGGGAUAUGAACAUUGAGAAGGCAUUAUGUGAUCUCGGAGCAAGCAUAAACCUCAUGUCUUUGGCCAUGAUGAAAAAAUGA